Molecule: messenger RNA, 1631 nt
Organism: Haliotis rufescens (red abalone)
Lineage: Eukaryota; Metazoa; Mollusca; Gastropoda; Lepetellida; Haliotidae
Exons: 2
Coding region: 224-1288 (354 amino acids)
Source: RefSeq, a predicted model, not a curated record
UAUGGCAAUGGCGUUAGAUGGAGAUCUAGGGCUCAUUCUAACCUAGGCGUUGAGUUCACGUGAAAACUAUCGUCCCGGGGAGAUCUUUGUGAUAGUAGAAUAUCUUCAAACGGGGUAACACGCACACAGUGCUGUUGAUGAGCAACUGGUUGCCUGGAUAUCAUAGCCCAGCAGGAUACCUUCAACAGACGUCUCUUUAGUCCAGUCAGUCAGGAAAGCAAGUAUGCUUGGAUACAUCACCAGGUCAAAGCUUGUCGCAAUGUUGUGGUUGGCAUGUGUGAUAACAACUGUUCUGUACAUUGCUUCAAGCAGAAAUAAGCCCAUGAAACAAAAUACCAUAGUGCUGGUCGACACACAUAAGAAAGAACACCGAGACGGAAGUCCACAGUCCGGAGAGCAGGACAAAGUCCGGACAAUCUCAGGUACCUCGGAGCAUGUCUUGCUCGUGCUUUUCUCCACGUGGAUUAACAAAAAGGGGAAAGAGCACGUGCAGCGUAGUGUGCUUGGAACAUGGCGCACCUGGCUGACGCACAUCAAACCAGUGUUGCUGACGGACGACCCGGAUGCAAGGCUGAACGCUGAGAAGACCGGGUGGCAGGUGAGGGGGGUGGGGGAGACAGGGUGUGGCAAUACCAGCAUGCCCACUCUGAGAGGCAUGUUCAAUGACAUUAUCGCACAGUAUAAAGGAACCGCAGACCUAUUUGGGUUUGCAAACGGUGAUCUGGUUUUUGACGAUGGCCUGAUUACCACAAUGCAGGCACUUGUUAAACAGGAGAGUGAUGUGUUGAGGUCACGGCCUGUGAUGGUGUUGGGUAAGAGGACGAACGUGGACAUGAAGGACAACGUCACUGUCACUGACGUCAGUCAGGUGAAAGGUCACGCAUCACGUGGGCGCUACCCCGGAGAGGGUUCUUCUGACUUCUUCUUCACGAAUCACCUGUUUCCGUGGGAUCGCGUACCAGAGAUUGUCAUUGGACGAGUAGGAUUCGGAAUGUGGAUUGUGGCAUAUGCGCGAGCGAAUAACGUGACACUUUAUGACGUCACGAAGACCGUGACUGCAAUUCAUAUGACGACAAAAGAAGGUAUUUUUGAAUCAGCUAAAAGUGCCAAUACUUGGUGUAAUCAUAAUUUGGUAAACGCCAAUCACAUGCGGCCAAAGAACUAUGCGUGUGGUUGGAUUGAUUGUGCAAGGAGACGUUCCAUAUACUCGGCUGACGGCUCUGUAACCUUCACUGAUGUUAAAAACAGUACCCUAAUGAAAGGAUGUCAUUUGUGUGGAUAUAACUAAAAUUGGUAUAUUUGCCUCUGUGUCUACCACAAAGUGGCACCAAGAGGGUACAGUGAUUUUCGUUUCCUGGGGGUUCUUAUGUCGCCCGUUAUUUAGUUAUUUCAAUCGAACUAAAGUGGAGCUGUGGUAACAAUCAUGACACCACUCAGAGACAAUACACUGGAUAAUCGAGGAUGGAGAAUACAUGACAAUAAUAUAACAAAGAGAACAUCUUCAGCUGUCAUCCUGAAGAGAAGACCCGUGAACCUCCGGGUUACAAUUGGUCUUCAGCAACCCAUACUUGUACCCCGUGAACAUCCGGGUUACAAUUAGUCUUCACAACCCAUGUUUGUACCCCGUGAAC